AUGGAAAUGACACGCCGCCCCUCUGAAGAGGCCCUUGGACUGCUCGAGUUGGUCUCUCUUAUCAGCAAUUUUCUGGACCCUCCAGAUCUCUUCUCCUGCGUACAAGUCUCUCGUCUCUGGAACAAGGCUACGGUGCCAUCCCUCUGGCACACAAUCAACGACAACGAGUACCAAUGGCCCAAGAUCCUCAAGGCCCAUGAUUACCCGCGCAUCAACAACGGCAAGGACAGGAACUGGAUCAGGGCGACUUUUACAAAAUACGGAGCCUGGAUUCGUGUCCUGAGCAUCCACUGGAGGGUCACCCUCGAUGUCGCCCAUUUUUGUGGGUCCUGCACACGCAUCCACACACUCAUCUUGUCGAACCCUUUCAAGAACAAGACACUUUUGGAGGAGCAGGAGUUUCGAGCAAUCAGAUGGAGAGAACCACGGGUGGCACCAGGAACAGGCAUCAUAGGCUUGGCCGUGCGUAUCGCAGUUGAUCGAAUAUCUCUUUCCAGUGGUGGCCCGAUUGCAUCAGAAACACCAGGCGAAAGAGAAGCAUCACUGCAGCAGCGGGAGUGGGCGAUGACCAACCUUUUCCUUCGCCUCAUCCAAAAAAACCAUGGUCUCUCUGGCGUACGACUGAGCUCCACCUUACAAGAAUUGCAGACGGUCGACUUCCCAUCAUCAAUCUACGAUACACUUGCAUCCAAGAGGCGCUUUCAUGUUCUGGAGAACUACGCCGACUGCAACGAUCUCGGAGCGCUGCUGGAAACGUUACCGCACAUUCGAUACUACAGCUCGUCAAGUUGGACUGUCAGCUCCAGCCCAUUUCAAACAGCGCUGCCAUCCCUCCAAGCGCUUCGUCUUCAGGACUGUAUCGACACUUUGCUCUUUGCCAGCAUUCUGCAACACCUCCCGAAUCUGCGCUCGCUUUGGACAGGAGGAUUUCGAGUCGCAACACCGUACUGCAAGGAAAACUUUAUUCACGAAGUAAAGAAUAACAUCAAACCAACCACGCUUCAGCUCCUGUACCUUGGACGAACAACACCUUUGGAAGACGAGAUGCUGAGGGCGACCAUUCCGUGCCUACCGGACCUGCGCGACUUGACUUCUGGGAACCUUGACGAGACUACUAUUCUCACCCUCGUAGAGUGUUGUCGACAACUCGAAACGGUGACCCUCUCUGUCGAUCAGGAUUCCGCAAAGCCCGUGCCAGAGAACGCAUUGAGCUACUUUUUGGAGGGCUGUCCAAAGUUGCGCGUUUUGGAUGCCUCCCGAUACACUGUUGACGCUACGCAGUUGAAGGAGGGACGGGUAUGGGUAUGUCGAGAUUUGGAGGUGUUGAAGUGUCAGAUCAUUGGCAUUGAGCAUCUGCUGCAGACCGACGACGAGAUCCACGGCACCAUAUCAACAACUCCGGGCGACAUGAGCCGGUUUUUGACGGGACAACAGUCGGCGUUUCAUGUGCAGCAGCAGAGUCAAAACUGGCAUCAUCAAGUGUACAGUCGUCUCGCCAGCUUGACAAAGUUGACGACGUUGGUUUUGUGGUUGGACCCUGUCCUUGAAGGGGCUGGCAGCCUUGAAUUUACUUUGGAGACAGGAAUGGUCGAAAUUAGGAUCAACAUCCGUCGUUACCUUCGGACUCGUGAUCUCAAGCAAUGCAUUCUCGUCUGUCGGGACUGGUGGCGCACCUUCGAACCGCUCAUCUGCAACGAAACCUCCGUACGUCUUCGCAGACACGAAUCCGUCUUUGGACCUCAAGGUCAACCCGACGAAUGGGACCAGCUCAACCAGGACCAGGACCUCUCUUCAACUCCGCGACAGCCCUCUGCAUAUAGCAUUGUCCGACACCGUCAUCAAGUCUACAGCCUUGGGAGCUUCCGUCUUGAACUAGCCUAUAUCCCAUUCGGCAACCUCAGGAGCAUCGUCCUGGGAUCAGGAGACCUUAAUACCAACGAUCUGACACCGUGGAUCCAUUUCCUCCGAGGUUGCAAGGACUCGUUACAGGAACUGGAGCUUGUAGGUUUCCGAACCUUGCCGGAGGCUCAUUUCUGGGAGAUGCUCAUGCUCCUACCACGGCUCAGAGAACUGCAGAUCCAUCAUGGGGGUAUUGUCGAGUACGACCAGGCCAGGGUAUUCUGGAAGGUGUGCUCCCGACUGGAAUCUCUCAAGCUGCGACAAACAUAUUUCACCCAUCUCACGGGAACUAGCUACCCGUACCCUGAUCUCAGCAACAUGAAGGAGCUUUUUCUGUCCAACAUUGGCAUGGAGUUUGAGCGGCAGGCGCGGAUUGUGGCACAAUGUGGACAACUGCGACGGCUCUGGUGGAAGACGCCACAAAUAUCUGAGGCGAGGGACGAUGUGAUACCGCACAUUGAGGAUGCCAUUCUGUCGAGGCGACUUUCCAGAUUGGAAGGAAUGAGAAUCGAGACGUCGACUGUCUCUGCUGCUUCUCAUGUCCUGUCCGAAUCUACGGACCGUCACUGCCCCGCUGCUGAAGGUCUCGGAGAUAAUAGAGUUGACUCCUCAAGGAUGGGCCUGUAG
Messenger RNA from Linnemannia hyalina, 2526 nucleotides. NCBI's taxonomy places the organism in Eukaryota, Fungi, Mortierellomycota, Mortierellomycetes, Mortierellales, Mortierellaceae. The record is from the annotation of a GenBank genome assembly.